This is a messenger RNA of Poecilia reticulata (guppy), 3329 nucleotides long. It is a transcript of the gene tmem74b, whose product is annotated as transmembrane protein 74B. The record is from RefSeq and is a predicted model, not a curated record. NCBI's taxonomy places the organism in Eukaryota, Metazoa, Chordata, Actinopteri, Cyprinodontiformes, Poeciliidae.
UCCUGACGGAAUAGAAAAGCAUUUGUUCUUUUCUUGUUUUUAAAGGAAAAGUGAAACAACUGAAAUAUUCUUCAGUCAUAUUUGACAUAAAUGACGUAACAUUUUGGUCCAGCUGCAUCGAUCGGACGUUUUACCGGCUCCCUGCCAGCCUGACGUCCUCCAGACGCAGCGGAUGUUGUGGCGCUGCGGCCUCAUGCUGCUCGUCUCCAGUGAUGUAGGUCAGAAGGCAGCAGACACCAGCUCCACUGACACCAGCCUGAAAACCACAGGCUGCUUCUGCGCAUGGUCAGUGUCAGCCACCAUCCUCAUCCUCUCUCCGCCUUCCUCACUCGCCGUCCAGCUCCUCCAUCUCCGGAUGAAGAUGAUGAAGAUGUUCCCGGCGGCCGGAGCCAGGCUCGGCUCCAGCUCCAGCGGGUCGGUGAAGACAUGAACCGGAACCGGAACCGAUGGAGUCUCUGAACGCCGUGGAGCUCCGGGAGCUGCAGCGCCGCCGCUCGGCCAGCGGGGGGCGCCGCGCCGCCGCCGGAGGCUUCGAGAACGUUUCCUACCAGCAGGACGAGGAGCCGGACCAGCCGGAACCGGACGAACCGGAACCGGCCCGCGCCUGUCCGCCCAGAACCAGCACGCUGCAGGUUUCUCCAGAGUCGUGUGACGAUGAGGACGGCGCCGCCAGAGGAGGAGGAGGAGGAGGUGAUGAAGGUGUGGGCCUGGCGGCGCCGGGCCCGGCCGACGGCCGCUCAGCGGACCUGGGCUUCGUGGUGGCGCUGGUUCUGCUGGUGAGCGGCAUCGUGCUGGUGGUGGUGGCCUACACCGUCCCCCGAGACGCCGGCGUGGAUCCGGACUCUGUGUCGGCGCGGCAGAUGGAGAAGCUGGAGCUGCACUACGCCCGGCUGGGCUCGCACCUGGACAGGUGCAUCAUCGCCGGCCUGGGCCUGCUGACGCUGGGCGGGAUGUUCCUGUCCGUCCUGCUCAUGGUCUCCAUCUGCCGGGGCGAGAUGUACCGCCGCCGCGCCGCCUUCGUCCGGCCCAAAAGGACCUACGGCUCCAUCAACCUGAGGAUGAAGCAGCUGGCGACCGGGGAGGCGGACGGAGACGGGGUGGAGCGGGUUCAGAACUCAGAACCAGAACCGAGCGGAACGCCGGCUGCUGCUUCAGCUGCAUGUGGAGUUUAGUCAGAAUUGAUCCGGUUCGGUCCAGUUGGAUCCCAGCCGUCAGAACCAGGACCAUUCAUUCAACCAAUCAGAUGGCUUUGUGACGUUGGCAGACAGGAAGUGGAGCGAUGAGGUCCGAUGGACGAGGAUCCAUCUGGACAUGAUUACAGAUCAGAAUCUCUGGAACAAUUCGCUGAUCAACCAGGAUUUUAGUUUUUAGCUCAAAUUCUCCAGUUGAAACGAGACAAACUGGUUUAUUUUAACUUCAGUUUGUUUUCAGGAAAUAAUCAUUUAUUCUAAAUACAUUUUAUCUCCUCCAGCUGAUUUCUUUACUUCUAUAACCUUUUAAAACAAACUUCUUGCUGAAGAUUUACUUAAAUGUUGGUUUCAUCUUAUUUCCAGUAUUUUAACAUUUUUGCACUGGAAACUGAACUAAAAUACUUGGUAAAAUUUUGUUUUGCAGUAUCAUAAUUCCUGCUAUUUUAAUCCUAUUAAAGCUGUAAAAAGCACAUCGUUUAGAAACAAGACAUCUUGAAUAAUGUUUUAGUUUCAGACCAGAUAAACUUCAGUCACAUUAUAGACAGAAUAUACAUUUAAUUACUAUAAUAAUUAAUAAAAUAAAAUAGGGCAGAAAGAUGUGUUGCUUGUUCUUAAACAGAGGCGACAUUUAUUUAUUUAACUUCAGCCAUAAAAUAAAAACCAGGUAGAUAUUAAUGAACCCAGUAAACCAUGAAAUGUUCAGUUAUGAUCUACAACUGAAUAAAAAUAUGGAAAUUAGCUUCAGAUCUCUUGGAAAUGUCAGAUUUUUCACAGCCAGCCUGAAGCAAAGCAAAGAUAUUUGUUUCUGUUUCUCACUGUGAGAAAGUUUCCUCCUGGAUGCUAACCGCUAAACAUUAGCUUCACAAUAUAACCUAGAUGCUAACUGCUAAGUGUUAGCUUCAUAAAGUAACCUGGAUGCUAACCGCUAAACAUUAGCUUCACAAUAYAACCURGAUGCUAACCRCUAARUGUUAGCUUCAUAAAGUAACCUGGAUGCUAACCGCUAAACGUUAGCUUCACAAUACAACCUGGAUUCUAACCGCUAAAAGUUAGCUUCACAAUACAACCUGGAUGCUAACCACUAAAUGUUAGCUUCCUAAUAUAACCUGGAUGCUAACCACUAAAUGUUAGCUUCCUAAUAUAACCUGGAUGCUAACCGCUAAAUGUUAGCUUCCUAAUAUAACCUGGAUGCUAACCGCUAAACGUUAGCUUCCUAAUAUACAGACAGACACAGCUGAGGCUAUAAACAGACAGAAAAUAUAGAAAAGAAAAAAAACUGUUUUCAUAAACUGUUGAUGUUUUAAAAUGUUUGUAGUUUUUAUUUUGAAGAUGCUCAAAUUUAACCAUCAUUCAAACUAAACCUGCAUCUUUUGGCCUUUUUUACUGAUAUUUUAUCAUAUUUACAUCAUAACUUUAAAAUAAUUCUCAGUUUUCAUGUGAACAUUAUUUAUUAAACCAAACAGAAAAGAAAAAUAAAACAAACAUUCAAGGAGUUUCAGUUAGAAUCUGAGCUUUAAUGCAGUUUGAUUAUUAUGAAAUAUGAAAGUUUUAAGAAAAACAAAAUAAAGAUCCAGAGUGUCGUCAUUUGGACAGAAGCUGCUUUAACCUUUAAUAAUGUUUGUUUUUCUGCUGUAUUAAAUAUGAACUGAUGGUAUUAAUGUCAAAACGCUGCAGUUUGCCUUAACCAGAACACACUGCUGUGUGUAAUAUUAUGCUAAUGUAACCCAGUGUGUGUUGAACCAGUUAGCCAAGGGUAAUGUAGCCACACACACACACACACACACACACACACACACACACACACACACACACACACACACACACACACACACACACACACACACACACACAGUUUGCUGUAAUCUGCACAGUUUUAAUUCAAGUUUAACCUUCAUGGCUUAAUAUCUGGAUCAAUAAUCUGAUUGAUAAACUGAUGGAUGAUAGAUUAUAAUUUCUGAUUUUCUUUUCCAAAUAAAUUAGAAAUUACAGAAAUUAAUAUCAGAAGUUGGAUUGUAUUUCAGUCCUGUGUGCGGAGCGUCGAUAUUAUCGCCGUAAUAUCAGAAUAAAGACUUUUUUUUUUAUAAAAGUAAUAAAGUUACUUUUAUGAAAAAAGAAUCUGAUCAUUUAAUUCUUUAAAUC